Athalia rosae (coleseed sawfly) is the source of this 888-nucleotide messenger RNA. RefSeq names its product histone H3. NCBI's taxonomy places the organism in Eukaryota, Metazoa, Arthropoda, Insecta, Hymenoptera, Athaliidae. The transcript has a single exon. Gene Ontology annotation, cellular component: nucleosome. The coding region runs from base 125 to 535 and encodes 136 amino acids. The record is from RefSeq and is a predicted model, not a curated record. Gene Ontology annotation, molecular function: structural constituent of chromatin; protein heterodimerization activity; DNA binding.
AUCGACGUACUGCGUCAGGCACGACUGGUGUAUAUAAGCCGAACCGUCGCUGUGACCAGGCAUUCGUGCUAUAAAUUUUCUGCGGUCCGGAAAUCAUCACGUAUAUCUCUGGCAUAUCGUUGGAAUGGCUCGUACCAAGCAAACAGCUCGAAAAUCUACCGGUGGCAAAGCCCCGCGCAAGCAACUUGCAACCAAAGCGGCUAGGAAGAGUGCCCCAGCUACUGGAGGCGUGAAGAAGCCUCAUCGUUAUCGUCCUGGAACCGUCGCUCUUCGUGAAAUUCGGCGUUAUCAGAAGAGUACUGAACUACUGAUUCGUAAAUUACCCUUCCAACGCCUUGUCCGUGAAAUUGCUCAAGACUUCAAGACAGAUUUACGUUUCCAAAGUUCGGCAGUCAUGGCUUUACAGGAAGCUAGCGAAGCCUACUUGGUUGGUCUAUUCGAAGAUACCAAUUUAUGUGCAAUUCACGCCAAACGGGUUACCAUCAUGCCCAAGGACAUUCAACUAGCCCGUCGUAUCCGUGGCGAACGUGCUUGAAUCGCUUUGACUUACAACAGCAAACGGCCCUUUUCAGGGCCACAAAAUGAACUCAUUGCAAAGAAUUUUGUGGUAUUAGCUCGAUCGUGUUUCAUAGUUUCGAUUCCUACAAUACAUGGGUCACCAAAACCAGAUUGUCGCUAGGAAUACCUACCCAGAGCUCCGCCACUGGCAAGCAAGUAGUAACGUCAUUCGAUAGUGAAUAAGUAACCUGUCUGUCCUGUCCUAUGGUAGCUCCAAACAAGUAGUAAAUUGUUGCCGGCUUAUGAAGAGACCUCUGCGGGAAUUGGUAAAGUACCAAAUAAUCAGAUGGACGUUCCUAAGGAAUAAAUUCGGCCCUGCGCUUCUGGCAA